AUGGCUGAUCCAUCAAAUGGUGAAUUCCCACGAGCGGGGAAAACUGGUGAAAUGCGACCCGUAUUUUCAACCGAAAGUAUUCUGCUUAUUAGACGAUUCCAUGAAUCUACUUUGAAGAUUGAAAGGAUAGUAUCGACAGGGGCGUUGUUUUAUCAGGCAGUCCCACAUUCAGUAUAUGACGAGGAUGUCCGCCCGUCUUGGAGAUGUUGUGGGCUCAUUUUACUCCAAACCGUACUUCUGAUCUUUAUCUGGAAACAAUCUGUUGAAGACAAUAGUGACCUCACCGGGUGGGUUGCUGAAAAGCAUGACACGGAUAUGAGGUUAAACUUAUCGAGCCACUUCGCGGCUCCCGAGCGAGUCGCUAAGUCCAGACAGACAGCAGACGAUGUCUACGUCAAGGAGAUUGAGAAAGCAGACUGUACAGAGAAAUCGCACAAGCAUGCGCGAUAUUGUCAGUGA
Messenger RNA from Paraglomus brasilianum, 459 nucleotides. The record is from the annotation of a GenBank genome assembly. NCBI's taxonomy places the organism in Eukaryota, Fungi, Glomeromycota, Glomeromycetes, Paraglomerales, Paraglomeraceae.